AUGGCGCUAAUCUUUGACACUAUGGAAGACACCUCUGGAAAAGUUCGCAAGGUGAUAUUGUCGUUAACAGUGCAGGGGUCUGAUAGCGUAGCAUUGGAGCCAAAGCAUGUUGCUGAGCUCGCCCUGGAAGUUCUUCAGGAGCCGCAGUACGAUGACGGUGAUAUAGUGGAGAUAAUAAUGAUUGGAAACAAGGAAGAACUGUCGGUAAAUGCACGCGAAAUGGAACUGGAGGUGAUGUAUCCUGCUGGGGGGAAGCGAGCCAUAGCUGAGGAGCUUAAGGUUUUCGAGCAAGUCAAGGGCAAGGGUGUGAGAGGUUAG
Molecule: messenger RNA, 318 nt
Organism: Fusarium venenatum
Lineage: Eukaryota; Fungi; Ascomycota; Sordariomycetes; Hypocreales; Nectriaceae
Source: RefSeq, a predicted model, not a curated record